Messenger RNA from Anopheles funestus (African malaria mosquito), 1215 nucleotides. RefSeq names its product COP9 signalosome complex subunit 7 (gene CSN7). The coding region runs from base 159 to 989 and encodes 276 amino acids. NCBI's taxonomy places the organism in Eukaryota, Metazoa, Arthropoda, Insecta, Diptera, Culicidae. The record is from RefSeq and is a predicted model, not a curated record. Gene Ontology annotation, cellular component: COP9 signalosome. The transcript is spliced from 4 exons. Gene Ontology annotation, biological process: COP9 signalosome assembly.
GUGAUCCAACAGUUGCUGCUUCCAGCUGUAAAACACAUAACAUAAACGUGUGCCAGUUAUGCACGCAGUGCAAGUGUCAAACUGUAUUGUUUCCAAAGCAUCCUCACGAGAAGAAACAAAUAAAAAGGAGAUACGGACGUAAAAUCAUUGCUAGCAAAAUGGCUCCGGAAUUAUCGAAUUUUGAAACGGACUCAUCGGCACGCCAGCAAUACUCGGCGCACAAUCCGAUAGAGCAAUAUGUUUUACUCUCGAAAGGAGCGAAAGGGGCAGCUUGCAUCGAGUUGAUCAAACAGGUCUUGGAAGCACCGGGAGUUCACGUAUUUGGAGAGCUAUUGGCGAUGCCAAACAUUGAAGAGUUAAAAAAUGGUUCGAAUGCAAACUACUACAACACACUGAAUCUGUUCGCCUAUGGAACGUACCGUCAAUAUCUUGAGAACCAGGCCAAACUGAUUCCGCUUACUCCGGCAAUGCAAAAAAAGUUGCAGCACCUCACAGUGGUGUCUUUGGCGAUCAAAAGCAAAUGCAUUCCUUACAAUGAACUGCUCGAUGAGCUGGACAUAAAAAAUGUACGUGUGUUAGAGGAUUUGAUAAUCGAAGCCAUCUACGCCGAUGUCAUACACGGUAAGCUUGAUCAAAAGAACAAACAGCUGGAAGUGGAUUACGCUAUCGGGCGCGAUAUUCGCAAGGGCGAUAUAAAGGAAAUUGCCUCCACCCUGCAAGAAUGGAGUGAUUCGUGUGAAACAAUACUGCUCUGUCUUGAGACACAAAUUAAUCGAGCCAACACGGAAAAGCAGAAGCGUAUUAAGCAUAAGGAAGCGAUCGAACAAGAGAUUUCUAAUCUCAAGAAAACGAUAAAGACUCAAUCGGCGGAAUCAGACGAAGCAAUGGCCACAGACGGCUGUCGGGAUAUGGCGGGCGGACUCGAUCUGCGGAAAAAACCAACGAAAUCCAAGAGCCUUAAAGGUUGCGGCAAGUCAGUAUCGAAAUGAUUGGCUUAACACUACCAAGAAGACACAGGCGCCACAGACUGCCAGCCGAAGGGCAGUUUUGGGAUGUUAAAUCAUUAGUUUCUUUUUAUGUUAUUUUCCGUUUAUUUAUUCGGCGUUUAAAGAGGAAAGGCUGCACACGUCGUGUCGUUUCUUGCUUUUUAUAUCUGUACUAAGAAUUGUGAUGCAAAACACGAAUAAAUGAUCGUCGAUUUUUUUUUAAAUUGAA